AUGGCCAGCAAUAACCCCGUUUAUUAUCCUUCAAAUAAUGUUGAACAAACCAAAACAGUUAAACGUGCCAGGAGCAAUGACGAUUUCUCCUGCCCAGCAUUGGAAAUUUCAUUAGUUGAUCCGAUGUGGGAAGCGAUAGAUCCUACACCUGAUAUCCGUCAACUCUUCAUAGAUUUUGAUACGCAAUUUUUCGGAGGCAAACUUAAGUCAGUAGAGAUCCGAUGGAGUAAACGAAUGACUCUUUGUGCAGGUGUGUGCAGUUAUGAAGGCAUCGGAGGACUUUGCUCAAUUCGUUUAAGUGAACCACUUCUGAAAUUACGACCGCGAAGAGAUCUUGUAGAAACCCUUUUACACGAAAUGAUUCAUGCAUACUUAUUCGUGACGAGAAAUUUUCGUGAUCGCUCUGAUCAUGGUCCUAAAUUUCAAUACCACAUGAAGCGUAUCAACAGUUGUGCUGGAACCAAUAUAACAAUAUUCCACAGUUUUCACGAUGAAGUUGACAACUAUAGGCAACACUGGUGGCAAUGUAAUGGUGUAUGUGCGAAAAGACCACCAUUCUACGGACUUCUCAAACGGUCCACUAAUCGACCGCCUGGUCCUAACGAUCUUUGGUGGAGUGACCAUCAAGCAUCCUGUAACGGACAAUUUAUCAAAGUCAAUGAGCCUGCUGAUUACAAAAAUAAACAAAAGAAGUCUAAAGUGAAAAAUAAUUUUAUCGACCCAACUUUCCGAAAAUCUACCUCAUCCCUCGAUAUCCGAAAAUUUGUAACGACUUCCUCUCCUUUAUCAUCUGCAGGAAAGGUGACUAAUCUCUCGCAGCCGUGUUCCUCCAAAGUUUACUCUCUUGAAACUCAAAUUGCAUCUUCUUCCUUAUCGUUAUCCGACUGUCCCGUUUGUGGAGAGAGCUUUCCUUUGGAGUGUAUGAACGAUCACCUUGACAAUGUGCAUUUCAUCUAA
Rodentolepis nana is the source of this 957-nucleotide messenger RNA. NCBI's taxonomy places the organism in Eukaryota, Metazoa, Platyhelminthes, Cestoda, Cyclophyllidea, Hymenolepididae. The record is from the annotation of a GenBank genome assembly.